AUGUGUCUCUGGUUAUUGACAGCGUGUUUAGGAUUAUUGCCUUCAAAUCCCUCACAAAAUGCACAAAUAGUUAUAGUGCAAGGGGUUCCAGCACCAAUCUUGCAGCCAACUGCAGCCCCAACCACAGUACCGACUACAGUGACACCUACAGCAGCCCCAACCACAGUACCGACUACAGUGACACCUACAGCAGCCCCAACCACAGUACCGACUACAGUGACAGCUACAGCAGCCCCAACCACAGUACCGACUACAGCAGCUACCACAAUGGCGACGACGAGAAUGCCGCCGCCAUCGCCAACAAAUGCAACAAUGAGUUCCGCACCACUAACCCCAAUGACAACCAUGAUGACCACAGCGCAACCGACAACAGCUGUCGCUCCAACGACUGCUGCUCCCACAACAGCACCUACAACACGAGCUACCACUCCUGGUAAUACAGUCUCAUCUACAUUUCAAACAACGAGUACUAUGCGUACCUCAAUUGCUAGUCCAUCAUCAUUGCCAAAUUCAUUUUACAUAAGUUCUACGCCUUCGACCAUUUCAUCAGAUCAUCAGAUCAGAAUCAUUGUGCUUUGUGAUAAUCCUGAUGCGAUAUGUGUAUCUAAUCCUGAUGACAAUACUACAGGACAGCUGCCGAUUGAUCCCAGACUUGGUUCUACACCGGCGGCAGAGUUCCGACUACCAUCCAUAGAAUACAGUCAAGCAAACCCCUCGCUUGACAGUGCUGUUAAAUUUCCUCGUGAGAAGAGAAGUGUAAAAGAGAACCAAGUUGCGGAAUACGUGUACAGUAAUUUAAGCAAUCACAGAAUUCGAAAGAGGCAAAGCAACUGCCGAUGUGUACCUUCUGGCACUUGUAUCAGAUCGUCAGGUAAUGGCAUGAUCGAUAUAAGAAUAGUAACACCAACCAUGAUGCCCUGCCCUGCAGGCCAAGAAUAUUGUUGUGGUGCUACCACGACCGCAACGAUUGCAUGUGGCACUCUGCAGACGCCACCAUCGCCUGUAGUUACGCCAGCGGCUGGGCAAGCUAAUUUCGGAGAAUAUCCUUGGCAGGCAUUGAUUUUAACGAAACAGAAUGAUUACAUUGCCGGUGGUGUCUUAAUAAAUCAACUUAACGUUAUAACGGUGAUACAUAGGCUUUCCACUUACAUAGUCUCGGGCACUGCUCCUAAUGUCAAGGUGCGUUUAGGUGAAUGGGAUGCUGCUGGUACCUACGAACCUGUUCCUUUCCAGGAAUAUACAGUAACAAAGGUGUUUACUCACCCCUCAUUCAACCCCAAUACGCUGCAAUACGAUAUUGCAGUUUUACGUUUGUCAGCAUCUGUACCUCUGACACCCAUGACGGGUUCAACGAUGACUAUUAAUAGAGCAUGUCUUCCGCCAGCAUCGACUACUACAUACACAGGCCAAAGAUGUUGGGUAGCAGGAUGGGGAAAAGAUAUGUUUGGAAUGCAAGGGCAAUUCCAGCAGAUCCUGAAAGAAGUAGAUGUACCAAUAGUUGCUCCUGCCACUUGUCAGACGCAGUUGCAGGGUGCGCGCCUGGGACCGACAUACGUACUAGACACUACCUCUUUUGUUUGUGCUGGAGGCGAAGCUAAUAAGGAUUCUUGUAGUGGUGAUGGAGGAUCAGGUCUGGUAUGUCAAGUGCAGGGGCAGUGGGUCGUUGUGGGUUUGGUUGCGUGGGGACUGGGCUGCGCCAGCGCAAACGUUCCCGCUGCCUAUGUAAAUGUAGCCGCUUUAUUGCCUUGGAUACAACAACAAGUCGCUACGGCCUGA
Messenger RNA from Pieris macdunnoughi, 1776 nucleotides. The record is from the annotation of a GenBank genome assembly. NCBI's taxonomy places the organism in Eukaryota, Metazoa, Arthropoda, Insecta, Lepidoptera, Pieridae.